This is a messenger RNA of Ictalurus furcatus (blue catfish), 4394 nucleotides long. It is a transcript of the gene qsox2, whose product is annotated as quiescin Q6 sulfhydryl oxidase 2. Gene Ontology annotation, biological process: protein folding. The transcript is spliced from 12 exons. Gene Ontology annotation, cellular component: Golgi membrane. Gene Ontology annotation, molecular function: protein disulfide isomerase activity; flavin-dependent sulfhydryl oxidase activity. The coding region runs from base 206 to 2170 and encodes 654 amino acids. NCBI's taxonomy places the organism in Eukaryota, Metazoa, Chordata, Actinopteri, Siluriformes, Ictaluridae. The record is from RefSeq and is a predicted model, not a curated record.
ACUGAGCAAGGAUAUUGAAUUAUUUAUACCAGCUUUCCCGAAGAUGCGCCAAACGAACGCAGGCGGGAGGCAGAGGCCCUGCGCAGAAUCAACGCCAUAUUGAUGCCCUCGAAUACACCCUGGCUGUUUCCCACUAAGGUAGCUGCUUGCCUUGAACGUAGAAGAACAGCAGCUAAUGUAGUGGCACUGCUCAGCCUCGGCUUAAAUGUCUGUUUAUUCAUUUAGAAUGGCAGUGCCAUAUUGCUUGCAAACUAUUAUUUUGAUGGCCAUACUUCAGCAUGGCCAAGCUGGUCGGUUAUACACUGAACAAGACCCGCUGGACAUUUUAACCGGUGAUACUCUGAAGCAAACCUUGUCCAACUCUUCCACAGCCUGGCUGGUUCAGUUUUACUCGUCGUGGUGCGGACACUGCAUCCAGUAUUCACCCACAUGGAAGGCGCUAGCAGGAGACGUGAAAGACUGGUCUCAGGCCAUCCGUAUUGGAGUUCUGGACUGUGCACAUGAGAAGAAUUUUGACAUUUGCAAAGAAUUCAGCAUCCACUUCUAUCCUACAUUUCGGUACUUCAAAGCACAUAGUACUACCUUUGACAUUGGAAAGACGUAUCGAGGAGCAGAUCGAGAGAUUCAGACAGUAAGACAGCUGAUUGUAAACUUCAUCCAAAACCACACGAGGCAAAACUGGCCUGCUGGCUGUCCUUCACUGGAACCUGCCAGGACUGAGAACAUUCAGUCUUUGAUUGGAUUGAAAUCAGAUCGCUACACUGCGGUUAUCAUAGAGGAUGAAGAAUCGUACAUUGGAAGAGAGGUAAUAUUGGACCUUAUGCCAUAUGAAGGUGUGGUAGUGAAGAGGGUCCUCAAUUCAGAAAAGGUCCUUCUGGAAAAGCUUGGCAUCACCACUGCCCCUACUGCCUACCUCUUCUACCCCAAUGGGACACAUGCAGGCAUGGAUGUGCAGAAGAAAAUACGUUUUUUCUUUUCCUCCUUCCUCAAACUACUACCUGGAGUUCACCGGAAACAUUCCCCCUCAGUCCAGCAGCCUGAACUGGCAGCUUUUAAAGACCAGAGCACAAGUGAGCUGUACAGAGACUUUGACAAGUCUAAAGUGUACAUGGUAGACCUGGAGUCUGGCUUACAUUACCUAUUGAGAGUGGAGCUGGCAACUCACAAGACCUUAGAGGGAGUGGAGCUGAAAACCUUUAAAGACUUUGUCACAGUAGUGGCUAAGCUGUUUCCUGGACGCCAAUCUGUGGUUAAACUUCUAGAGACACUACUGGAAUGGCUGGUCAGUUUACCACUGGAGAAAAUUCCUUAUGAAGCCAUUUUGGACCUGGCCAACAACAAGAUGAGGAUCUCCGGACUGCACCUGACUGAGCGUGUGCAAUGGCUAGGCUGCCAGGGCAGCAGUGUGGCACUCCGAGGAUACCCCUGCUCCCUUUGGACCCUCUUCCACGUGCUCACUGUGCAGGCUGCCAGCCGGCCAGACGCGCUUGCCAACACCGCACUGGAGGAUGAUCCAUUGGCUGUGCUACAAACAAUGAGACUGUACAUUGGCAUGUUCUUCGGCUGCCGUGAGUGUGGAAAACACUUUGAGGAGAUGGCACAGGAAUCCAUGAGCCAGGUGAAGUCCCUGGAUGAAGCAGUGCUCUGGUUAUGGAGGAAACAUAACCAGGUUAAUGCCAGACUAGCAGGGUCAAUGAGUGAAGACCCCAUGUUUCCAAAAACACAAUGGCCCACUCCUGACCUCUGUCCAACAUGCCAUGAAGAACAAGAUGGGCUACAUGUGUGGAAUGAAGAUAUGGUCCUUGCUUUCCUCAAAAAACAUUAUAGUGCUGCCAAUAUCUCCCCCAAGUACACCAGUGAUAUCCAUCCAGAAGCAGGUGCAGUUGCAGCUAACAAAGCCAUAUCAACCCUAUCUAGUGUUAUAAUUAAAGGGUUGAAGCCAUCUCCUGAAGGUGUUCCAAAACACAUGAAGCAAACUGAUGAAAGUGGAACUGGAGGCAUCCAAAAGGAGCCUAAUCUCCCAUUCUUGGGUCUGGGCUUCUCUGGUGUGGACAUGAGUCUGUGUGUGCUGUUGUACGCAUUCUCUUGUGUCUUUCUCAUGCUCAUGUUCUUCUUCUUCCGUGUUCGCUCCAAAAGGUGGAAAAUCAAAAACCACAGACUGCAUGUAUAGCAGACAAAUGCCACGUUCAGAAACUCUUGGGAGAGACCUCAGUGUAAUAUAGGAAGCUCCUGCUAGGGGGUUGAAGGAUUUUUUAAUAAUUAUUUUUUUUUUAAUUUAUUUGGUUAUUGUAUUUUUUUGCUGUGUUGAGACUAAUGUCCUAAUGGCGAGGCUGAUUUAUGAAUUUCAUAGAAAUUAAGAUCAUGUAUCUGACCUACUUGUAAGGUUAAACUCUAAGUGGCUGUUUUUGUCACUCCUAAUACAAGCAGAGGUGAUGUUUUAAAAGGUCAAAACUGUUUUACAAAUAUUUUAAUCAAAAGAGUACCGAGGUCUAAGAAGUCUAUUUUUAUGGAAAUAGUAUGUAUAACAGUUAUUUAUAGACAUUAUGAUUAAGCAGAGUAUGCCCUUAAAUGCAAAUUGUUGAAUUGUUUACCCCAUCAUUGAGGGUUAGCAGCGAAGCUGACACCCUUUAAAUCACUGCCUUCUAAUGACCUGCAUUUAAACUGGAUAGAAAUGACCGAUGUUUUGUUGCGUUUAACUCUUAGAUGUGUUUUAUAAGGUAGUCUGUACUGUGAACCUUUGGCCUCUUUGUUAAUGGUCUUUAUAGGACCUCAUCAUUAAUUCAGUUCACAUAGUGUUCUGUGAUGGGAUUCUGAGUUGCGUGCCAGUGCACUGGACCAUUUACUGAACUUUUUUACCUUGUAGCUUGUUAUAUUAGUCAUGUAUUGUACAUCAGUGCAUUGAGCAGCAUUUCCUCAGGCUCACAUGAUUGUAGCCUUUUUUUUAUGCAGUUCAGUACUGCUGAUUUUUAUUUCUGUGCCCAAAAUUCCAUCUAGUGCUCUAAAACCAAAACAGUGCGAUGUUGAACCUAUUUUACUAGCUCAGUUAGUCAGCUACUGUGAAAUUAUGUUGUGGUAUCUCACUGAAAGCAUGCUUAAAUUAUUGAUAUGGAAAUUGACUGUCUUAAUGCAUCUACUAUGAUGAUAAGCAAUUCCUAUUAUAUUCCUAUCUUGACUGUUGAAUCAGGACUAUUUCAGCUGGAUUUUUUUAAUCAUUGGAAGAAUAUUGUGAAUUGAGUACAUAACAAAAGAUUAUCACAGCUUUAAUAUCAGAUCAUAUGUUUUAAUUUUGUGUUUAGAAGCUUCAGGAUCUAAAGCCAUUUUAUCAGGUAACCUGAAGUCUUUAAUAGCCAUGUGCACUACAGACAGUGUUUUUUGUCAGGAUGAUCUUUGUGUAGGAAUUGUGUGUAAAUACAGGAACAUUUUAGUUUCACUCAUGUUUCCAUUUUCAGCAUUGAUGAGCUUUCCCAUUUAUUUAACUGCAUUAAAUGUGAACUGUUUUUAAACCUGUUAAAGCAGUUAUGUAAUUCGGUGUGCUUGUUUUGAUGAAUUAGCCUUAUUAAAUGACUGCUUCUGUGUCAGGAGAGUACGUAAACAAACCUCUCCCAUGUUCAUAGGUACACAGAAAAGUGGCCUUUUCAGCUGCUACAAAAUUACAAUGUUUUAUUUUCUGUAGUUUUAAGUAUGGAGUAUUUUUACGUGAAGAGUAUUUUUGGAGUUGUCAUGUAUACAUUGUUGUGUAGUUGCAGUUGUGGAAUUGCAGAAUUUUUUUAUGAUAUUGUAAUUUGUUUGAAAAAUAAAAUGUGUUUAUUGGCACCAUUCAUGAAUUUCUGAUUUAUUACUGAGAUGUUUGGAUUUCUCAUAUAAAUGCUACAGUUGAGUUUAACCUUCGUGUCCCUUCUUGUCAACUCUAAACAUCACCAUGAGAUUACUGUGGACGGUGCCACACGCACACCUUAAAGAUGGUUUUAGAUGUUCUUUCUUGCAUAGCCUAAAGACUGCAAUUGCUAAAAACAGUUCACACUUAAGCCUCCAACACUGAACAGCUGAAAACUUCAGUUUGAUACUAUAAAGUUACAACUCUAAUGAUUUACAUACAUAAAGUUCCUUUCAGCACAAUUAUCACUAUUUGGUUCUGUAGAAUACAGUUACAUAAGAGAAAUUAUUUAUCAUCACACUAUUUGGUGUCACCCAGAUGAGCGUGGGUAGAGUCUAAGGUUUCAUCCUCUUGUCAUCUCUGGGAGUUUUCCUGUGCCACUGUCACCUCAGUCUUGCUUGUUGGGGAUAAAUGUACAAUUUUUAUUUAAAUUUUAUAUUCAGAUUUCUGUAAAGCUGCUGUGUGACAAUGUCCAUUUGUAAAAGCACUAUAUACAUAAAAUUUAAUUGAACUGAAUACA